UCCCUUGCGUAAGGCAAGCCACAUUUUCUCGGUUGUUCUUUUUUUUGCGUAACAGUUCUCCGGUUGUCUUUCUACAGUAGUUUUCAACAGAAGAGGGAUAUUUCUGCCGGGAUCAUGUUUUCUCCGUCAACUUUACAGCCACAGGUUGUGACAGCGCUGACACAGUUUUCGUCACUUCUAAAUGGAGCUCGCAUUUCCUCAAAAGAAAGUUGGAUAGGUAACAAUCACCGCAAAAGUUGCCAGAGAAAGAACAGGACACAGGAUGAUAAACAUUUAGAGACAGAUAUCAGACAGAUGGAACAGUUAAUCAGUUUACUGAAUCUGGAGCACCUGCCGAGGAAUUUGUCGUCUGUAGAAUUAUCUCCGCUGGCCAUGCAAUCAAGUCACCUUAAGCCAGGGAGGCAGACAAUACAGAGUUAUGCUUCCUCCCCAACUUUUUUUGAAAAUAAAUAUGGGUUUGAAGAAGCAAGUUUUGAGAGAGCUGUACAUGCAUCUAGGAUCUGGGAACCCAAACUUCUACUUAGACCUCAAGAAUUAAGACACACACAGAUUCGAGGAUUUCACAUCCGGCGUGACACGGGGACAGACACAGGGAGACAGGACCUGAGUGAUAUCAAAAAGAUCUUGACAAAUUUUGAAUCAAGGCUACAAGCAACCUUGAAGGACUUUGCAAGCUCUAAGACUAACACGAAUGCCGACCUGUUGAAGUCCCAACAGAUGCGGGGUCUGGAGGAGAAGUACCUGACCCUGAUAGAGCAGAUCAAGGAGGAGAAGAAGAAGAAAUCCAUGUCUCAGGUCCUCAACACGUUCACCAGCUAUCUACUGAGGCUGCUGCUCCUCGGCUUUGUCAUCACAUUCCUCUACCGGUCUACAAAGUUGUUGAACAACACCAAGACAUUCACCAUUGUAGACAAGGAAAGCAUCAAAGAAAAAUUUGAGGAUGUGCAGGGAAUGGAUGAAGCCAAAGAAGACAUGAUGGAUGUGGUUAAAUUCCUGCAAAAUCCCAGAAGUUUUACAGAAGUCGGUGCCAAGAUACCAAAAG
Messenger RNA from Saccostrea cuccullata (small rock oyster), 1042 nucleotides. Its product is annotated as ATP-dependent zinc metalloprotease YME1L-like. Gene Ontology annotation, molecular function: ATP-dependent peptidase activity. The annotation marks the transcript as partial. NCBI's taxonomy places the organism in Eukaryota, Metazoa, Mollusca, Bivalvia, Ostreida, Ostreidae. Gene Ontology annotation, biological process: proteolysis. The transcript has 9 exons. The record is from RefSeq and is a predicted model, not a curated record.